CUACACAGGUAGAACCUUUAUUCCUUUGCAGUUCAACUCAACAGGGUCCAGGAUGGGUCAGCAGCGAGAGAGGGUCAAAUUCGUGGCUUCCAAAUGGCCACUAAUUGUGGGGGUAACCGUAGCUGUGAUAGUUCUGCUCUACAUAUUCCCUAUCUUAAUCCCAGCACUGCUUGCCGGUGGGGUCGUAGCCGCUUUUCUCUACAAAAACAAGCCAUGCGACCCUGAAGAUGUGCGCAAGUUUUUCGAAGGCUUCCGCAUCGGCGGACAUCGCGGUGCUCCCACAUCAUUUCCCGAGAAUGGCAUGGCCGGAUUCAAUCAGGCAAAAAUAGAUGGGGCUGAUUUGAUCGAAUUCGAUGUGGCGCUGACGAAAGACGGUGAAGCCGUGCUCCUACACGACGACGACCUGGAUCGAACCACAAACCUCACCGGUCCGAUACGUGAUAAGACUCUGGCUCAGCUUGCCCGUGCUAAUAUUAGUGCACACUUCACCAGAUCAACAAAAGGAAACCUGCCACCGGUAAAGGAGGAGGGUAUUCCGAAGCUGGAGACGGUUGUAAAAUGGGCAGUGGAGAACAAAAUGAGGAUGCUGUUCGAUGUAAAGGACUCAGAUCCAGAGCUGGUGAAGAUUAUCGAUGAACUGUUUGAGAAGUAUAAGCUUUACGAUAAAGCUAUCGUGUGCAGCUUCUUCCCAUGGGUUGUCUACCUUGUCAAACAAGGAAACCAAAAAAUUCUCAGCGGACUCACCUGGCGACGUAGGUUCUUCUCCUACAAGGAUAUCGAGAAUACAAUACCGCGCUAUAGUGGACCGAAGCAUUAUCUUUUUGUUCUGAUCGACAAGGUUCACGUAUACUUAUUGCAAACGCUCAUUCCAUGGUUUCUGGGAGCAGAUUUGCUGUUGACAAAUCACCUGGAUAUCUCCAAGACAUUUGUUAGAGAUCAGCACAGCCGCGGACUGCAUGUCGCAGUUUGGACUGUCAAUGACAUUGCAGAAAUGCACUGGAUGGUGGAUGAACUGCAGAUUCCUAUUCUUACCGAUCACUCAUCCUAUGUCAAGAUCAUGGACCAUUUGAAGAAGAUUAGGGAAAAAGACUAUAACGAGCAAGCCUUGCAAGCUGCCGUAUCUAGUGUGGUUGUACCUUGACCUCAUAUCACUUCUUGUAGACUUCCUUUGUAGCCUUAACAAUCCGCACUGCUCACGUCUAUCUACGGUUAUUUUAGACACCUUAAAACACAUCAUAGUGGUUGCCUUCCUCACUUUCCUAAAAAAAACUUUUCAACUAUUCUCAGCAGCUGUAGUUCACUUAUAAGGGCAUUUCUACUUUAGAGGGUCUAACUUUUCGCUUAGAUCGAUAAAAUCACUGGGUUAGAUUGUGAUCUAUCUUCCAAAGAGCAAUUUGUAGCCUGUAGUGCCAAAGAGCUGGUUUUUCGCAAAAGAAUAUUCCAUUAUCAAAGGC
Messenger RNA from Cylicocyclus nassatus, 1454 nucleotides. The record is from the annotation of a GenBank genome assembly. Lineage: Eukaryota; Metazoa; Nematoda; Chromadorea; Rhabditida; Strongylidae.